Beauveria bassiana ARSEF 2860 is the source of this 2655-nucleotide messenger RNA. RefSeq names its product SIN3 protein-binding protein STB2. Bases 1 to 2655 code for a protein of 884 amino acids. The transcript is spliced from 2 exons. Lineage: Eukaryota; Fungi; Ascomycota; Sordariomycetes; Hypocreales; Cordycipitaceae. The record is from RefSeq and is a predicted model, not a curated record. Gene Ontology annotation, cellular component: Sin3-type complex.
AUGCCCGUGCCGGCGUCUCAGGACGGUCGACACCAAGCCCAGGAGCCAUCCGCGCCCCCAAGAAUCAUUGAGCGCAGAGCUUCCCAGCCCAGUGCCCGCGGUGGCCCAAACUUUUCGACAGAUGCGCAAAUUCAAGAUGCGGCGGCCCAGGCUUUGACAACCGCCGUUAUGCCCAGGAGACAUGUCAUCUUUCCUGACCCGGUAGCUUUUCGAUUCCUCCAAAACGAGCCCCAUGUCUCUGUCGUUGAACGGCAAACUUUCCUCUCCGGCUACGAGCUCUACCUGGUUGAACAGUGGACAUGCUCUCGGAAAUCGCCUACGCUGGUAGUAGUGACGCAUACCGGCGACAAUAAAGAUCGGAUUUCUGCUGGUAUUCUUGCCAUACCUGACGACAAUACACUCUGGUCGACAAGGUUGCAACUGUAUUUCAAGGCCGCCAACCAGUACCAUGCACGUCCCAAGGAGACUGGCAUGGGCCAGCUGCUAGUCACCAACCUCAGCAACUUUCCUUCCUCCCUGACUGUGAUACCAGUCCCGGAUGGCGAUAUUCGAAGACAUCGACAAACAUUCAUUGUCAAUGAAAACUUGAAACGUCUGGGCUGUGCCGGUCGGUCGGGUCUCACUCUGACUGAACCAACUGAGGCGACGCGAUCAAAAUUUUACCAGCUAUACAAGACAUCUGAACGCAUCCCUUUUAUGCAGUCUGUGACAGACUUAGUCAAGCUCUGCCAGGUCGCGCUAUACAUGUUUCAUAAAUUGGAGCCGGAAUAUAUUGACGGUCUCCUUUGUGACGUCACAGAAGCCGCAAUCGGCGACUGGUGGACGGAGAUUGGCGCUGAGCACUACAAUUAUGAGCCAUCCGAUGGUAUUCUUGGGCCCACGACUGUUGCUGCGCUGCUUGGUAUGCUCAUGGGUGCCAGAAAUCGUCUCAGCUGGCUGGGCGCACCAGUGUCCAAAGAUGUAUUCGACCUGGAAAGCACAAAACGCGGCAUUUCAUACUUUCAGAAAGCGCAAAAACUUGAUAGGACUCGACGGUUGGAUAGACAGACCUUAUUCCGUCUCCAUAACUCUACUGCGAAAGCCGCCGCCGGUGAAGCGUGGGGUGUUCAGAGAGCUGUCAAUUCUACAGUAACCGGGAUUGGUGGCAAGAGGGGCGAAAUUGUCAUGGACAUGGUUUCUGGCAAGGACAAGGGUGGUCUUGCCGACGUAGAAACGCUGGACCUGGACAGAUUUAUCAAACUUGCCUAUGGCGAGCAUGUAAAAUGGCUCUGGCAUGGCAAGCAACGCAGAGCUCCAUUUGGCUCGCGAGAUUUGGAUCAUGAGCUUGGUGGUCUCUUGCUCGGGCGAAAUGACUUGUCCAAUCCUGUUUCACGCAUAGCUACUGCGCCAAAAGCAGACGACGAAGCCGUUUUCAGAGGCUCCGAGGAUCUCCAGGCUAUGCCACCGAGUAGGAUAGGCACAGGUGCUACCUACGACAGCAAUGGCGAUCGAGACGGUAGCCGCAGGGCUGUGUUCAAGAGCGUGGCUGGAAACGCCAAGUCUGGUCUGGGUCGUAUCAAAGAUGCCGUGGGAGGUAACCGAAGAGGGCAUGGGCGAUGGCCAUCGAAUUUCAAUAGAGACGACUUACCUGAAACUUUACAGGGUCUGCAUAUGGGCAUGGACACUGCGCGCAGUUCCGGCAUCGUCACUGGUCCCGCCACAGUAGGUAGAGCUUUCACUUGGAAGGAAAAGCCGGAAGAAUACCUAGCAGCACUUCGCCGCGGAGAUCCAGAUGCGCUUCGAGGGUUGCAGGGCAACGUGACGGAGCCUGCUUCUGCAGAUGCAGCAUUUUAUCGCGGCAGCAUUCAGCCAGGCGAUGUGUUUCGAGGUUCGGACACUGAUCACCUUGAAGUUAUUGGCGCAGAGGUUCGUGACGAGGUGCUAUCUCGAGCACCGUCAGCUGUGCGGCCAACGAUCGACGAAGCAGACUUUGAAGGGCCGUUAUUGGAAUCAGAACGCACGGGCGACCAAAGGUACCUGAGGCUGUGCCGUCGACAUAGCUCACCCAGUCACGCCACGGAGGCUAAUCUUGCUCUGAACGAGGACCGCUUUCCCAGAAGGUUGUCCUUUUCCGAUGCAGAGGAGGCGAUACUUGGCUGGGAAGACAUCCUUCCUAUCAGCGACUCCACCGCUGACGAUGUCGGUGCUACAGCCGCGCAGACCGAGAUUCUUGCGCAGCUCGCCCGGCAAGUCGAUCUGAUGAUCAACAGCGUGGGGCCUUGGGUCGGCGAAAAGAUCAAGCUCGUAGAGGCCCUCGACGAGCGCUACGGCAAGGACUUGGCGGAGCUACAGGCGCACUAUCGUCAACUCAACGAAGCGUGCGAGCGCGUGCGCAUGGACUCGGAGGGCAUGAUCGCCGAUGAACGGCAGAGUCUCCAGCUCAGCAUCAAGGAGCUGGAGACGAUGGUGGCUCAGCUCGAGUACGAGAUUAAUGCGCUCAUGUUCAAGGUGAAUGAGGUGGAGGAGGGUAUCGUCUUCUUUGAGCGGCAGGUGGUGGAUGUGGAAAGCCGCGCGAAUGAGCUCAAGACGCAGCUCGAGACGGAGAGCUGGCUGCACUGGUUCGUGAGGACGCUGACGGGUGUGGGAACGGGGCCCAACAUUACUCGUUCCCUGUAG